GGAGCGGUGCAGGGAGGGCACCGGAGAGGCUGGGGGAGACUGUGAGGAUGGAGAGAGGCACAGUGCCGGCACCGGGGGGCAGGAAGGCGGCAGAGGCAGGGACGGGGGUGAGCCCCAAGCCCUGGCCCCAGCGAUGGGGACCAGCACUGGCACUGCUGGGAUUGGUGGGGAAGGUGGGCUGAUUACUUCAGGGUCCAGGGCUGGUGUGGUACCAACACUGGCACCAGCAGGGUCUCCUGUGUAACCCGAUGAGGCUGGACCUGGAUGUGGGGGUGUAUGUGGUCCUGGCAUCCACCGUGGUGCUGCAGGACACACACGGCAAGGACAGACAGACACAGGGACACCCACAGAGACAUCCAUAGGUUGCCCACACCCGCACACGCAGGGCACCUUGUCCUCCCCCAACCCCCCGUGAGUGGCACACAGAGCAGCCCCAUAUCUGACCUUCAGCCUCCUGGCCAUCCCUCCAUGGGAGACUGGCACUACCAGCCACGGCUGUGAUGGUUCUGGGGUGUCACCAGGCUGGGCUGGCUGCCAGGGGUGACACUGGGCAGCUCCAGGAGCAUCUGGAGUGCAGCCAACACCUCCACCUGUCUUGUCCCGCAGGGAGGCCAUCAGGGCUGGUGAUGUGGGGUCACCACACAGCCUUGGUGCAGGUGGCCAGGGCAGUGGGCAGGGGGCUGAGUGUGUUGGGCAUCUCCGUGCCCAAGGCAGGGACACACACAGGCACGGCACGUGCCUGUGGCAGCUGGGCAUGGUGUGGUCACACCGGCUCCACUGGUCCUGCUUGGGAAUGGCCCCACGCCCUGCCCUGAGCCACUGUGGGGCUGGAGCCGGUGUCACCUGCCAGUGUCACCAUGCCAGUGACACUGUACCGCCUCCUGCUCCCAGGUCACUUCUGUGCCAACCUGAGCCAUCUCCCCAGGGAUGAACCAGGCCUCUUCACUGUGAAGCCUGAGGCUGGGAGGGCUCCAGGUGCCUCUGGGCACCAUUGCAGGUGAUGGUAACAACCUGGCACAUGGCUUGGCAGCUCUGCCUGGGCAUGGGGCUGGAUCCAUGGUGGGUGAGCCAACAGCACCCUCUGGAGCCACUCCAGUCCCCUGUCCCAUGGGAACUCCCUCCUCAGCUGUGUCCCAGUGGCUGGAGGGAGCUGCUGGGACCCACUGGGCUCAGCCUGCCGGCCAGUUAGCAACUACAGAGUGAUGAUGGCAUCCCAGGGCUGGCAAUGCAUUGGGAGCUGGGCAUGGCUGGGACAGAUGGGUUGGUGGUGGGUCCAUGUGUGGCAUCAUGACCACCACUGGAGCUGCUCUUGCUGUCUGUUCAUGUCUGGCACACGACUGGCAUAUCCUCUCAGCUGCCGCAUUGAUCAGCUCAAUGCAGAGCUAAUGCUUGGGAAGCAGAGCUGGGAGCUCUGGGGACACUGCAAAGGCCAAUUGUGUUCCUCAUCCUGCAGCUGGCAGGAGGAUUUGAGCUGCCACAAGCAUGUCUUGGGCUCUGUGUGUGUGUGUGCCAUACUCCAUUUGUGGCUGCCAGUACCCACACUGUCAGUGCCCACGCUGCCGCUGCCCACACUGCCGCUGCCCACACUGCUGCUGCCCACACUCCUGGUGCCCACAGCCUAAAGGGAUGCAGGGGCAUUUCCCCAUGGCUUCAGAGCUCUAAGCUCCCUUCAGCCCUGGAGGUGAGGGGUAAAGGAAUGCCUGUGCCCCCCUUAUGUGCCCCUUGGAGGCAGUGCUGGCAAUGCCCAAUGCCAGGACUCAGUGUGCGGGUGCCCACUGCCCCAUGGAGCCAUGCCCUGGGACCAGGACAGGUUGGGAGCAGCCAGGAAUGGGAGUCCCAGGUUGGGGUAGAAACUGCUGGGGGUGGGACCUGCUCAGGGUGGAUGCCUCCCAGCUGAGCUGGGUGGACACCACAUCCCCAGGUAGUGUGGGGUGGGAUGCCCAGCAUGGGGCUGUGGGUGCCAGAAGUGACUCUGCCCUCCUUUCCCCAGACCUGCCCGUGCUGCUGACACCCUCCGCUGAAGCCCAGAUGGUGCAGUCGCUGGGCUUUGCUGUGUACCGGGCACUGGACUGGGGGCUGGAUGAGAAUGAGGAGCGGGAGCUGAGCCCACGCCUGGAGCAGCUCAUUGACCUGAUGACCAACAGCGACUCAGAGGACAGCGGCUGUGCCACGGCUGAUGAGGGCUAUGGGGGGCAGGAGGAGGAGGAGGAGGGGAGUGAGGGGCUGCCACGCGCCGUGCGCACCUUCGGCCAGGCCAUGCGGUGCUGUGCCGCCCGCCUGGCUGACCCCGCCGGCGCCCCAGCGCACUACCAGGCCGUGUGCCGGGCGCUCUUCGCUGAAACUGUGGAGCUCAUGGCCUUCCUCGCCAAGAUCCGUGAUGCCAAGGAGCUGCUGCAGAAGCUGAAGGAGGAUGAGGAAGAGGAGGAGCGGCCAGCGGCGGAGCUGGGCAGCCUGCGCAACACUGACUGGGCCCGGCUGUGGGUACAGCUGAUGCGGGAGCUGCGGCAUGGUGUGAAGCUGAAGAAGGUGCAGGAGAAACAGUUCAACCCACUGCCCACUGAGUACCAGCUCACGCCCUUUGAGAUGCUCAUGCAGGACAUCCGCGCCCGCAACUAUAAACUCCGCAAGGUCAUGGUGGAUGGAGACAUCCCCCCCCGGGUGAAGAAGGAUGCCCACGAGCUCAUCCUCGACUUCAUCCGCUCCCGGCCCCCCCUGAAGCAGGCAUCAGAGCGACGGCUGCGGCCCCUGCCCCAAAAGCAGAGGACGCUCCAUGAGAAGAUCCUGGAGGAGAUCAGGCAGGAGCGGAAGCUCCGGCCCGUGGAGCAGAAAGGGUACAGCUCCCUGCCCUGCAUCCCACACGCCUGUGCUGGCCGCCUGGCCUCCAGCUCCUGCCUUGAGCUCUCCCGGUGCCCGGCCAGUGCCAUGCCCACGCGCCCACGGCCACGCGUCCUCCUCAAGGCGCCCACCCUGGCCGAGAUGGAGGAGAUGAACCUCUCUGAGGACGAGGACUCCCCAGGCACAGAGGUGCUGCUGAAGCGAGAUCGCUCCUUCUCGGAGCAAGACCUGGCACAGCUGCAGAGCCAGCUGGGGGGUGACCAGGCUGCACCCCAGGACCCGGAGCCGCUGCAGCCUGAGCCCCGGCCCCGCUCAGGCUCUGUCCCUGCCAGCUGUCACCGGCUGCCAGAUGGCCCAGCACCACCCCGAGCUGCCCUUGGUGCCGUGGAGGAGAGACCAGAGGAUGGAUCCAGCAGUGCCCCCACCACUAGCUCCAAACACCUCUGGCUGGAGUUCAGCCACCCCGUGGAGAGCCUGGCCCUGACUGUGGAGGAGAUGAUCAAUGUCCGCAGGGUGCUGGUCAAGGCUGAGAUGGAGAAGUUCCUGCAGAGCAAGGAGCUGUACAGCAGCCUGCGGAGAGGGAAGGUUUGCUGCUGCUGCAGGGCCAAGUUCCCCCUCUUCUCCUGGCCCGCGGCGUGUCUCUUCUGCAAGCGGUCUGUCUGUAGCUCCUGCAGCCUGAAGAUGAAGAUGCCUUCCAAGAAGCUGGCUCACAUCCCCGUCUACGCGCUGGGCUUCGAGAGCCUCCCGGGUUCGCUGCUGCCCAAGGCGCUGCCGCUGCGCCGGAGGGAGCCCUUCCACUCGCUGUCGGGGUCGUGCUGGCGCCGGGUGGAGGAGGAAUUUCCGCACAUCUACGCGCAGGGCUCGGUGCUGCGGGACGUGUGCCCCGACUGUGCCGGGUUCGUGACGGACGUGGUGAGCUCCAGCCGGCGCAGCGUGGCCGUGCUCAACGCCAGCGCCGCGUCCCGGCGCCACGCCAAGGCCCGCUCCCUCUACAGCGACGCCUGGCUCCAGUGAGGGGCCCGGCGCCCCGGGGGUGCUCCCCGAUGUACAUAUAUACAUAGGAUGGAUACACACAGCCUCUAUAUUUAUAUACGUUAUGGACCAGGGGCAAAGGACCCAUUCCCGCCGUCCCUUUCGAUCCCUGCCACCAGCCCCUGGGGGGAACAAGUCCUGCCAUGGGGCACCUGCAGCCCCUGAGGGGAUGGAUCCCACCGCGGGGUACCCACAGACCCCGACGGGAUGGAUUCCACAGUGGGACAGCGCCUGAGGGGGUGGAUCCAGCGGUGGGGUACCCGCAGGCUCCGGUGGAACGGAUCCAGGUGUGGGACACCUGCAGCACCCGGGGGGAAGGAUCCCACCGUGGAGCAGCUCCUGGGAGGACAGGUCCUGCUGCGGAGCACCCACAGUCUCCGAGGGGAUGGAUCCCACCAUGGAGCACCCUCAACGCCCAGAUGGAUGGAUCGUGCUGUGGGACACCCGCAGCCCCCAGAGGCACAGAUCCCACCGUGGGGCAGCUCCUGGGGGAACGGAUCCCACGGUGGGGCACCUGCAGCCCCCGCAUUGGCUCCCCCCAGCCCUGCUUCUGUGCCAAGCCCUGGCUGUGCCGGGGUGCCCAGUGCCCUGGGCUGGCACGGCUGCUCUGUAUGGCCCCCUUCCGAUAAUAAACCCGCUGGGCUGCCCUGGGGCCGCGUGGUUGGUCCUGAGUGGGUUGUCGGGCAGGAGAGCGGAGUGCCGGGUGCUAGGGGAUGUCAAGGGGCCGGGGACCACCACCCCCUGCACUCCACUCCAUCCUCACAUCCGCCUUCACCAUCCUUCCUAUCCCAUCCCACGGCAGUGCCCACCCGCGACACUGCACAGGACCGUGGGAACACCCCUCUCCCCAUUCCCAUGCUCAUUCUCACCGCCUGUC
Molecule: messenger RNA, 4744 nt
Organism: Myiozetetes cayanensis
Lineage: Eukaryota; Metazoa; Chordata; Aves; Passeriformes; Tyrannidae
Gene: SPIRE2
Product: spire type actin nucleation factor 2
Exons: 14
Coding region: 1714-3849 (711 amino acids)
Biological process (GO): actin filament network formation; actin filament polymerization; polar body extrusion after meiotic divisions
Cellular component (GO): cytoplasmic vesicle membrane; cell cortex
Molecular function (GO): actin binding
Source: RefSeq, a predicted model, not a curated record